Molecule: messenger RNA, 2372 nt
Organism: Fundulus heteroclitus (mummichog)
Lineage: Eukaryota; Metazoa; Chordata; Actinopteri; Cyprinodontiformes; Fundulidae
Gene: mtfp1
Product: mitochondrial fission process 1
Exons: 4
Coding region: 88-585 (165 amino acids)
Biological process (GO): mitochondrial fission
Cellular component (GO): mitochondrion
Source: RefSeq, a predicted model, not a curated record
CCACUUCACGGACCCUGCUGGUGUGUCGGAAUCCCGACACCGUGUGUGCAUUUGUGAACAUCAUCUGGGGAUGGAGUAGAGGGAAGUAUGGAUCCAAGUGAAGAAAAAACAGACAAAGCUAUCGACAUUUAUCGGGACACGUGGGUCCGCUUUUUAGGCUAUGCCAACGAAGUCGGGGAGGCCUUCCGUGCCCUGGUGCCAGUGAGCUUCGUUUGGGGCAGCUAUGCCGUAGCCACUGCUUAUGUUACUACAGAUGCAGUGGACAAAGGCAAGAAAGCAGCUGUGGCCCACGGCGACAAUCCCGGGAAGACGACACGAGUGGCAGUGGCGGUGGUGGACACGUUUGUGUGGCAGGCCCUGGCCUCUGUGAUCAUCCCGGGCUUCACCAUUAACCGCGUGUGUGCUGCAUCCCUGUAUCUGCUGGGCAGGACCACCAAGUGGCCUCUGCCUGUUCGCAAGUGGACCACAACAGCGAUCGGCCUCUCCACCAUCCCCUUCAUCAUCACUCCCAUAGACAGAUCUGUGGACUUCCUGCUGGACUCGAGCCUUAGGAAGGUGUAUAAUGACGGAAAGAAGCACGACUAAGGAGGAUCAUGCACCAGUCUGCUAACCUGCACCGAUUAUCCAGACCAUCUGGAAAGCAGCCGCUUCGUGGAGCAAGAUUUCUCACUCACUUAGCGAUAUACCUGUAUUACAAUAGAUUUUAUUACAGAGCUGAAUAUUUAUAUACCUAGUUAGGUGAAUAAAAAGGAAGUCCUGCUCCAGGAGAGGCUCGACUUUAACCUCAGGACAGUCUAGGUUGGAUUACCAAAAUAAAUCUAAAUGAGAAUGUAGUAGUAAAAAAACGAUGGAGCAUCUCCACCUUACCUGCUUGUUUUGUAGGGUUUAUGGAAUAAUAAUCAACUCAUGGUUGGUAAAGAGAGCUCCAGAUGUUGCCAUCUUUAAAAAGACUUAAUGUCUAAACAUCAAGGUGCUUUUUGAAUCAACGAACACUUGGUGUGCUAUUAUUAGCCAUAUUCAGUUGUACUGUAGUAUAAUGGCGGGUCAAUGAGCCAGGUCACCAUCAGAGUUGUUUCUUUUUUAAGAUAAAGGCUUCUGUUACUGAAAAAAAAAAAAAAACCUGCAGCACUUAAGGGGCGUUUACAUGGUGAACUUUUUCAGUUUGUCUUUCUUUCUUAUGAAGGUCAACGAGCCUUUUAAUGAUAGCCUUCUUUACGCAACAGUUCCAUCUUUUUUUUUAAUCUAUGCACUGUACAAAACCAGUUUACGGUUAGAAAUGGCAGUUCGUUUGAUGCUGUCCAUACAGCGUGAAACGUCAAGCUCGGCUUCAAGUUACUGAAGUUAUACGGUUUUAUAUUUACAGUAGGUAUAGUCGGCCUGAGCCAAGAAAAAGCAGAAAUUUACAAAACAAAUUUACAGAAGCCAAAACUGUGACGAUUCACCCAAGAUGCCGCAUUUCACAGUGAGCUAUGCAAGGGAAACGUUAUUGUGUGUAAGGACGCAUUCAAAGCGGCGUGGAUGGUUUUUCUGCAUUAAAAAUGUAGGUAAUUCCUCACUUUUAAAAUAUUUAGAAAUCAAGAAGGGAAAUCUGAUGUCAAAGGACUGCAGGCAGCUGGGAAGACAGCAAGAGAAAUCCUACAGCACACCGGUCUACUGUAUGUGUUUAACAAUAACUCUGGUUUAAUAUGUCUCUUCUUGUAUUCCUUUUCUUUCUUUUCUUUUUUUUUCUUUUUUUCCUCUACAAAAAAUCAACAAAAAGAGACUACUGGUUUGCAAAUGAACUUUAUUUCAACAAGUUUGCUUGUUGACAUCAGGCACAACUUUUUUUGCGGAGCAACUUGACAGCAUUUUGUUUUUCCGCACUGAAAUAAAUGCCUUUUCUGCUCCGAUCUUUUUAUCCAGCACACAUUGUCCUAAUCUUUGUGCAUAAGCAAGUUUUUCAUCAGCCAGUUUUAUACAUCAGCACAGGAGGUCUCCAAUGUUCAAAUGCAGUAAAUAGCAGCUGAGCCACAAUAUUCGUCAUUUGUUUUAGUUAUGCACCCUUUUCUGCGAUGAUGUUGAAAUGUCUGCCUUGAGCUAAAAAAGACGCCGUCCCAUGUCAAACAAUGUUCAUAUACACAUGAAAUUUUAACAUUUCAGAUUUUGACAGGUUUUAGAAAUAUGUUUACUUUUUAAUCAAUGUUACUUUCGGUUACUUUUUCCACCUUAUUUGAAAGGAAAUGCACAAACGAGUUGUUUCAUUACUGUCGUUCACAUUGUGGGGAUUCAGAGCUGAAACAUAAAGUUUCAUUUGUACCAUGAACACGUGCAAUCUUCAUAUUCUGUUGUUUUUUGGGCUGUGGGGAAAUAAAGUGUCUACUGUCUGAAAUCUC